Tarenaya hassleriana is the source of this 810-nucleotide messenger RNA. Its product is annotated as probable transcription repressor OFP9. Lineage: Eukaryota; Viridiplantae; Streptophyta; Magnoliopsida; Brassicales; Cleomaceae. The transcript has a single exon. The record is from RefSeq and is a predicted model, not a curated record. Gene Ontology annotation, biological process: negative regulation of DNA-templated transcription. The coding region runs from base 7 to 606 and encodes 199 amino acids.
CCAUCAAUGUCCCUCCAAAAACCCCUCGCUAUAUGUUGCAUAAAAGAUAUGAGGAGAGGCCAAGAAGAACACAGCCAAAGCUGCAACUGCAACAAGAAACCCACCAGACGAAAAAGAGAGACCAGAAUCUGCAGAUCCCUUUGUUGCAUCACCAACACAAGGUUCAGCGUUUCAUCAUCUUCCUCCUCCUCCUCCUCGGAAGAACCUUCAGAGAGAUUCUCCGACCAACACGGGUCGCUUUCCAGUCUAACACACUACAUGGUCCAAGAGAAGCUCGACCAGAUGAUCAGAGACCAAAGACAAGAAGCAACCCACCAGGAGAAGUUAAGGCAUAGGAAAAUGGGGAGGGGAAGAACAAGGAGAAGAAGUGAAGGAAGCAGCACUAAGUUCAUCGUGAUGAUGGCGAUGGAGAAGUUUUCGUACGACCCACGAGAGGACUUCAGAGAUUCCAUGGCUGAGAUGAUCAUAGAAAACCGUAUCAAUGACGCAGAAGAACUGAGGAGCCUAUUGGAAUCUUAUCUGUCGAUGAAUCCUCGAGAAUUUCGGCCUGUGAUUCUCGACAUCUUCUACGAGGUUUGUUCUGAUUUGUUCGUGUCUCGGCUGUAGGAUUUCAUUCAUCUUACACGAUAGAACGGACGUUUUUCUUCACGUGUGAAUGAAUUGAGAAGAAAGCAAGGGCUUUUACGAUACUGCACGUGUUUGUGUAAGAUAACCGGCUUGUAAACCGACCGGUUCAGAAUAAUAAAUAAACCGGUUCAUAUUCCAUUCUUGGUUUAGAUAGGAAAUCUCGAGUUUUUUUUUCCCGUUUUC